AAUAAGAGGCUUUCUACACUUAACUAAAAACUAUUAACAAGUGAAUGAUGUGGGUGACACGUAUUUUUGUAUUCAUUGCCUUUGUACGAUUAACAAGGACAUUUACUGUCGAGAAAGUUAAGGAGUACAAAAACUACAAAUACUACGAUGUAAAAGGCAGUAGCAGCACCUUGGAACGCUUAAAAACUUUACUAGAAGAGAAAGAUGAUUCUCUAAUUUAUUUAGACAAUAAAAGAACAACCCAAUUAUUGAUUGCUCCGGAAUUGGAAGCCGCUUUUAAAGAAAUUGUUGAAAAAGUUAAAUUAAACGCUACGCUCCUUCAUAAUGACAUUUCUGAGGUUCUUCGAGAAGAGAAGCCACCAACAACACAAAAAAUAUAUAGAUAUUCUUGGAAUGCUUACUACGAUGUUAAUCAAAUAUACGCGUACCUUGCAGACGUAAGUAGGUCGCAUCCAGAAUGGGCAGAGGUGAUAGUGGGCGGAAAGAGUUACGAGGGACGUGAAAUACGAGGGCUCAGAAUAAAUACGCCGGUCGACGGUGACGAUAAUCCGAAUAAGCCUGUAUUUUUUAUCGAAUCAGGAAUACACGCACGAGAAUGGAUAGCUCCAGCCACGACUACGUACUUCAUCAAUCAACUGCUUACCAGCAAAGAUCCUAAUGUAACAAGAUUGAGGGAUCAAUUUGACUGGCGGAUCUUCCCCACUGUUAAUCCCGAUGGAUAUCAUUACAGCUACAUAUUUGAUCGUUACUGGAGAAAAACUCGCUCACUUUCCAAAAACGGAUGCAUAGGUGCUGAUCCUAACAGAAAUUGGGACUAUAAUUGGGGACAAUAUUCAUCAUCAAAAAAUCCGUGUGACUAUCAGCUGUAUGCUGGUUCGAAGCCGUUUUCAGAAAUAGAAACGCGAACCCUAUCAUCAUAUAUCUCAAACAUCGAUAACCUUUUAUUUUAUGUGGCUUUUCAUUCUUAUGCGUCAUUGUUAUUGGUUCCGUACUCAGAUUCAACAGACCACAUCGACAAUUAUGAUGACUUGGUACAAAUCGGUAACGUUUCACUUGAAUACGGAUACAAGGUGAAUCAAAAAAGAUAUGAUGGACCAGGCACCGCUGCGGAGACCCUGUAUAAAGCGUCAGGUGGAAGCAUGGAUUGGGUUCGUAACAAAUUGAAUACACCGCUCGUUUUCACAUACGAGUUACGCGGCAGUUCUUUCCACUGGCCACCGUCAAAGAUCCCAGAACAAGGAGAGGAAGUCACUCAAAUGAUGCUCGGCUUAUCAAAAGAAGCUCGCAACCUAGGUUACUAUUAAAAACCGCGGUUAAAUUCGCAUCAUUUACAUUUUGAUUAUAAGUGAACCAUAUUCGAUCGAUUCAAUUUAAAACAAUACGAAUAUUAUUAUUCGUUAUAUAGUAAACCACGUCUUAUUUUUAAGUAUGGAGAUUAUAUCAAUAAGUUUAAAAGUUAAAGGGUUAAAAGAAAUA
Molecule: messenger RNA, 1476 nt
Organism: Danaus plexippus (monarch butterfly)
Lineage: Eukaryota; Metazoa; Arthropoda; Insecta; Lepidoptera; Nymphalidae
Product: zinc carboxypeptidase-like
Exons: 9
Coding region: 45-1304 (419 amino acids)
Biological process (GO): proteolysis
Molecular function (GO): metallocarboxypeptidase activity; zinc ion binding
Source: RefSeq, a predicted model, not a curated record